This is a messenger RNA of Histoplasma capsulatum G186AR, 3878 nucleotides long. RefSeq lists its product as uncharacterized. Lineage: Eukaryota; Fungi; Ascomycota; Eurotiomycetes; Onygenales; Ajellomycetaceae. The transcript has 2 exons. Gene Ontology annotation, molecular function: DNA binding. Gene Ontology annotation, cellular component: chromosome, telomeric region. Gene Ontology annotation, biological process: telomere maintenance. The coding region runs from base 1 to 3699 and encodes 1232 amino acids. The record is from RefSeq and is a predicted model, not a curated record.
AUGGAUCUUUCGCCUCAUUUGCACGGGGCAUCGGCUCUGGCUUCGAGGAUGCAAACUCCUCUCGAGCAACUCUCCCCGUCCCUUGAUAAUCUCGAGGAACGUCAUAUCCGGGCCGUUGUGAUACUGCUAUGGCCAUACUCGUCUGCCACGGAGCAAUUUAGCUUGCUCCUUUCGGAGCCAGAUUUCCGACUCAGAGACAGAAAGGGCCAGGUCAGAGUCAGUUUCCGAGGUAUGAGUGCGAAAGCGGUGGCAGAAUCACAAGUUGGCAUCGGGGAUACUGUGAUUUUGAGUCUUGACGGUACACGGUUUCAGAAUCAUGACGCGGAAAUUUGUACCCCAGGAAAGAAUAUUGAUUGGGUUCUUGCAUUUUCGAACGGUGUGCGGCUUGAGGUAUACCGCGAUUCCGAGCUGUUUGCAACUGUCAAGGUCGAAGCUUCUCGGGACGAUCACCCACAUAUUAAUGGCACAAUCCCAGCAACUCCCAAUCGAUCACCCUCAACCCCACAAACAGAAACGAACGGACAACCUACUGGCUUGGUUACAGAAAAUUGGGCUUCACCUGCAUUUUCGCAGAAGUUCAGUAGGUCCUUUGGUUCCCUUCCAAAUUCAGCAAUCAAUCCACUUGAAGAAGAGGAUGGGUAUAUCUGGGGUAAGGGGAGGAAACGGACGAAAUUCGGUAGGCCAAGCAGUGAAUGGAUUUUUGUCGAUACGUCGCCCAGUCCCCCGCCGGCUGCUGCGGAUGGAUGGGAAGAUGAAGCCCUUGCACUGGACGAGGACCAACAAGAUACUACAGUGGAGGGACAUUUUUCCCAAGGCGAUACCGUUCCUAAUUCCCAAGCGACUGUUCAUAUGGAUGAUAGAGUCCAAGAAAAUGAGGCUACGGAGAUUUCGGAGCCACUGAAGCAGCUACUGCAAUCCUCAAGUAUGGACGAUACCUUUACCCACUCUCAAACCGAGUAUCCGACCGCCAUAUUUUCCCAGAACUCAAGCCGGAAUAUUGCACAUUCACAGCAACCGACCAUAACACCUUUUACUUCGUUUGGCAAUUCGUUUGAGCAAGAACAACCGGUAGUCAACCUUGAGCGUGCUGCUACACCACCAGUGCCAAAAUCAGCUCCUAAGGUUCCUGUCGGCUCUUCUCUUGAAACGCUAUUCUCAAAUGCAAGUUGCGAUCUACCACCAUCCAGCAGCCCAACGUCGAGCCUGUUUCAUGGACACGACACUACCUCCUCCCAACUUGUUACACCAAGCAUAAGUGGUCAAACUGGCGAUGAAGCAGGAUUUCAAGAUGAGGCUACAGUAACAGCGCCUGAAGACGUACAUCGUAUGGCUGUUCCUUGUGCUGAUAAAAUCAACGGUCCCUUAUCCUCAACACCUGUCUAUGGCCUUAGUAAACAAGACCAGUUUGAUCACAAAACCACCGAGCCUGACCAUGUGGCGCCAGUGACUAGUACGAAGAAGCGCAAGCGCCAUUCAACAGAGUUAGAAGGCGAGGAUCGGCAAUCUGCUUUAACAAUGCCACAAGACCCCUCCCGGCGGGGAUGCUAUGUAGACGAAGAGAUGAUUGAUGAGGACGGUCAAGGUGAAAAAUUGAUUGAUGAAUAUAUGGGAGGAUCUGUGCGAUCACGGCUUGAAGAAGACCUUGAAGAACAUGCGGAUGAGAAACAUGCAGAUAUAUUCGAAGAGGAUGUAAGCCGGAAACUGGAUGAAGAUCUAGAGGAAGAGUUGAUGGAGUUGGAGGAAGAAAUGGAAGAGCGAAUCGAGGAGGAGGCUGGGAAUGAGGAUGAAGAGCAGGAAGAAAACGGAAACUACGAGGAGCAGGAGUUAGCUGAAGAGGAACGGGACGAGGACAUGGAAAUACACUCUGGCGAUGAAAUGGAAAGUGGUGCCUAUGAAUACUCACCACAACUCGAAUCUGAAGAGGAGUAUGAAAGUUCGGGGCUUGAGAUGGAUGAGGAUGCCUUUCCACCGAGACCGACUUAUCUUGCUGUUCCCCGUACUACGCCAGAAAUAAUCGUUUUGGAUAGUGAUGACGAAAGUCAGGCCUCCCCUGGUAUUACUUCUGCUCCACAGCAUGUGGAUAUCCACAGUCCGGAUGUUCAAUUGGCAUCAGGCGAUAUCAAACGGACAAACUUAUCGCAACAGGACUUUACUACUGUUGGUUCCCAACCUCAGAUUGGAUUUGGUGAGAGUCCACGACUAGAAGCGGGAGAUUCCGGGGCGGAAACAGAGAUACUUGUGCAAGAUUUUACUCCCAAAAAUCUUGGAAAUGCUUCUAGAUUCGAUGAGAUUCCUCGGCAAGAAAAGAUUGGUUACGUAGCUGAAACAGCACUUCACAUUGAGGCAGAUUCUGUGGUGGUCAAUGGUAAAGGCGAAGAUACCGGCCAUAAACCUGAAGACCUAAACGAGUACCGCCAUGCAAGCCCUUCCUUCUCAGGUUUCAUGUCUGAUGAGGAACCAGAAACUAAGCUCGCUCUGUCCAAUGAACUUGCUAUUGAUCCUCAAUUAUACCUGCCUGGAACCCGGAGGAGCUCAGUGACCGAUUCCGAUCCCCGGGGUAGCGUUGAUCACGGACUACCUCACGGCAAAGUUGCUGAUGUCGAUGGUACGAAUGAGCCCAGGAUUUCAUUAGCACCGAAUUCGGAAAGCCAACUUGUUACACUUAUAGAAGCUGGGCAAUAUUCAGAUAUUCUGUCCUCGAUUCCGUCGUCGGACUCUCAUCCAACUGAAGAUGAGCUCGUUGCUUCUCAACUAUUCUGUGACAUGGAGGAGCAAAUUCGCGAUACUAGCCCCCAAACGCCCGACCUGGUUAAUGGGCCAUCACUCCCCAUUCCACACUCUCCUGAGAGGCAAGCACCAAGGAUUCUAGAAAAUGUUGGCAUCGAUAAUACCACAAAGUAUGAUACACAAAAGAAGAAGGAGAUGGAGCAUGCCGAUGCAAUUCGAAAUGCUACGAUUGAAUCACCUACCAUAUUUCAACCGAAUACCAAUGCUAUUGGCCUUCGUAGCGGCCUAUCGUAUUUCUGUCCUUUGUCCACCCUCGCUGAUAGUUUCAACAAGAUGACAGAUACCAUAUCCGUAGUUAUCUCAUCUUCGAAAAUAUCACGGUCGCGGAGUGGACCCCGGGAGUAUUAUACGACACUACAUCUCACAGAACCUUCUAUGUCUGGCAUAACUGUAUGUGCUCAAAUCUUCCGACGCACGAAAUCAUCGCUCCCCAUCGCAAAAAAAGGGGAUGUAAUCCUCCUUCGCGAUUUCAAAGUUCAGAGCAUGGACCACAAAAUGAUGCUUCUCAGCAUGACUUCUAGUGCGUGGGCCGUCUUCCCUAGGGGAGGCGAUACGAAUGUGCAGAUGAAUGGGCCUCCUGUUGAAUUUGGCACAGAGGAGCAUGAAUACAUUGCUUCUCUACGGCAAUGGUAUCAGGACGAAGGGGAGCAGCUUGCGGCGAAAUACGAGUACUUGGAAAUGACACGCGGUAGUGCUGGGACAAGCAGCUCUAUCUCCAGUGCAUCUAGUAGCAGCCCAAACAGAGGCAGGGGGAGCAUUUUCAAGAAAUUUGCGCGGUCGAAGAAGCCGAGACAUCGUCGGAUUACUAUUCAUGAAUUGCGGGAUGGGCGGCGGUAUGCAGAGGUUGGUUCGCCGGCGGAUAAGGAGACGAUUCACGAGCUAAGGGAUGGUACUGUUUAUGCCAAUUUGUGAUGAAGCACUGAUUUUCUUGCGUCCAUUUGGAGCGAAUGUUUUUUCUUUGGGUAUGAAGCUGGACCACGCCUGCUUUGCUCAACUUUGACAAAAUAUUUCAUUAUAAUUUUGCAUGACAUUGGAGUCAUAAAAUGGUUUACAUUGGAUUAUUACUAGACUACAGAAUGGAUCAUUAUUCU